Molecule: messenger RNA, 683 nt
Organism: Daphnia pulicaria
Lineage: Eukaryota; Metazoa; Arthropoda; Branchiopoda; Diplostraca; Daphniidae
Product: pollen-specific leucine-rich repeat extensin-like protein 1
Exons: 2
Coding region: 66-464 (132 amino acids)
Source: RefSeq, a predicted model, not a curated record
GGGCCCCCGUCGCAGUUGACGAUCCACUUCUACAGAAGCUCAGGUCCCAUCGACAACGCUAAAAGAUGAAGUUCCUACCCAUUUUCGUCCUGGUUGCUGUCUGCUUCGCCGUUAUUGUGGAAUCUAAGCCUUUACUGGCCAACGGUAUCGAGGAAGAAGAGAGAGCAGUCACAGACAAACCCAAGACCGAAAAACCGAAGACAGAAAAAACCGAGAAACCGAAGACCGAAAAACCGAAGACAGAAAAAACCGAGAAACCGAAGACCGAAAAACCCAAGACAGAAAAAACCGAGAAACCGAAGACCGAAAAACCCAAGACAGAAAAGACAGAGAAACCGAAGACAGAGAAACCGAAGACAGAAAAACCGAAGACGGAAAAAACUGAGAAACCGAAGACGGAAAAACCCAAGACGGAAAAAACCGAGAAACCGAAAACCGAAAAACCAAAGACAGUGAAACCAUAGAUAGAAAAUCCUCCAAGUGAAUGGAGAAACCUACAUCCAUGACGACAACCACUACUACGAUAACUGAAAUGUCCCUACAAUACGAUGAAUCUUUUUUCCGAGCUUUUUCUUCUAUUCUAAAUCAUUUUACUUUAUAAUAGCCUAUAUAUUGGAAAUGGAAUGACCUGGCAAAAAAAAAUUUCUAUCAUAAACAUAAUACACACAUUAUUAGCAGCAUUA